AUGGGAUCAAUAGCAGACUACUCGCCUCGCUAUCGUAUUGGUGUUGAUGUCGGUGGUACCAACACAGAUGCAGCACUAGCGGAGGCGAGAUCUGACAAAGGCUCUGCACCACCAACAGUAAGGAUAAUUGAUAGCAGCAAGAGCCCAACUACAUCUGAUGUGACGAGUGGUAUCUGCAACGUCAUCACAGAUCUUCUGACCAAGAGUCGAAUUGCCAUUUCGGACAUUCUGUCGAUUAAUAUCGGUACCACUCACUUUGUCAAUGCAAUAGUGCAAGCAGACAGGAACAAGCUUCGCCCUGUGGGUGUCCUGCGAUUAUGUGGUCCAUUUUGUCGCGAAGUCCCUCCUUUUGGUGACUUCCCUGAAGAACUCCGGAGCGUUCUCGCAGGCCCUGUUGGCUAUAUUAGUGGAGGGCUGGAGAUCGACGGACGUGUAAUUGCUGAGAUCGAUGAAGCCGAAGUCCGGAGUUUUGCAGAUACGCUCUCGGAAGCUGAAGUCAAAACCGUCGUUGUCAACGGCGUCUUCGCUCCUCUUGACACUUCCACUGUCACACAGGAGGAGGAAGUUAAAACGAUGCUCCUGAAAGCCAUCCCUGGCAUUGACAUUGUCUGCUCAAGAGAUAUUGGACGCAUCGGCUACCUCGAACGAGAAAAUGCGUCGAUACUCAACGCUGCCAUCCUUGCUUUUGGUCGUGUCACUAUUUCACGCUUCCAAAAGGCCGUCGAAGCCCUUGGUGUUAGUUGUCCACUAUACCUGACCCAGAACGAUGGGACUGUCUUGGAUGCAUAUUCGGCCUCUCGAACUCCUAUUAGGACCUUUUCAUCCGGCGCAACGAAUUCGCUUAUUGGGGCCCUCUUUUUGUCAGGGAUUCAUGAUCCAGGCAGCGAUAUCGAUCUCAAGAAGUCUCAGGUCAUCAUGUGUGAUAUUGGAGGUACUACAUCUGAUUUUGCUGCCUUGUCACCUUCUGGCCUCCCCAGACAAUCUCCAGCUACUGUCAAGGUCGGUGGAGUUCGGACCGCGUUUAGUAUGCCUGAAGUCCUCAGCAUUGGGCUCGGUGGUGGUUCCAAAGUUUCCAGGGAUGAAAAUCGCAACGUUAAAGUUGGCCCACUAUCUGUUGGCCAUCUACUGACCAGCGAAAGUCAAUGCUUUGGGGGCCCUGUGCUCACGGCUACUGAUAUUGUUGUAUCUUCUGGGCUUGGCCACCAAGUCAAGGGACACGGUUUCAAGCUCCAAGAUCUGGAUGAAAAUUUAGUCAAGCUUGCACGUCAAAAUAUCAGGAACCAGAUUGAAAAUGGCAUUGAUAUUAUGAAGACAUCAGAUCUACCAGUCGUCCUCCUUCUAGUCGGAGGAGGAUCAAUCAUCCUUCUGGAUCAAAUCCAAAACGUGGCGCACUGUCUGCAGCCCGCUUUUUCGGACGUGGCGAACGCGGUUGGAGCUGCAAUCGCAAAGAUUUCUGGCGAUGUCGACACAAUCAUAGUACCCGGGCAGACGCCGUACGAAGAAAUCAAACGAAACAUCUCUCAGCAGGCUAUUGAAAUAGCAGUUCAAAAUGGAGCUCAAAGAAACACGGUCCAAGUCAUGGAAGUGGAUCUCAUUCCUCUUCAGUAUAUGACGAAUGGGUCAUUGAGAGCUGUUGCUAAAGCGGUUGGCCAACUUCGGUGGGAUAGUGAAUUUGAACCAAUCAAGUCAUCACUGGUUGACGGUGCUGAGGACGACUGCUCACAAAGUGCUACUAAGCUGCAGUCAUCCACAAGGAGCCUUCUUCCAGUCCUCGAUAGAGCAAGCAUCUCCACUUAUCGACCCAACGUUUCAAAGGCCACCGGAGAGUGGUAUGUAUCACCGACAGAUCUACUAUUCAUUGCGGAAGGAAACGGUAUUCUUGGAACAGGCGGAGGAGGGUCAGCUUACACUGCCUAUCUCGAUUCUCUACGGGUACUUGCAGGCUCAAGUCAUGGCAAGAUGCGAAUUGUUGAUCCUAAGUCCUUAAAAGCUGGUUCCGAGGCAGUAACAUUUAGAGCACCCUCCGUUUCAAACGAACGCCUCACAGGCGACCAUGAGCUCCAGCUUGCCGCUGAAGCCCUGGCCAGAUACAAAGGUUUGGAUAAGUUCGCGGGAGUUAUGGCCGCAGAAAUCGGAGGCUCAAAUGGGAUGAGAGCAUUUGCAGUAGCCACUGCUUUAGAUAUCCCAGUCAUCGACGCAGAUGAGAUCGGCCGAGCAUUUCCAAGAGUUGAUAUGUCUUUGCCUUUCGUUUAUAAAGCAGCAAGUCCCUGUCCUGCAGUUCUAUCCGACGCUCGAGCGAAUACUCAAGUUGUCGUUAGCACCGAGAAUGCAACAAAGUUCGAGAACAUGGCCCGUUGUGUUGCAGUGGAACUUGGUCUCUUCGUUGGUCUAGCCAUGGCGAUCAACUCUGAUGUCAUCUCAAAGUACUGUGUUCAUCGCAGCUUGUCUAUGUCUUGGUUUCUAGGAAAAGCAAUCUGUACAGCACGCAUAAUGAAAGCGGACAUCGUCGAUGCUUUAAUAUCUUCUAUUCCCGGAGGACGCCGGCUGUACUCUGGGAAGAUUACCGAUGUGUCGCGAGAAGUGAAGGGCGGCUGGACUGUCGGGUUUGUGACUCUCGCUCUCGAUGACGAGCUGAAAGCCACACAUUCAGAGAAUGGCCAAUGUACAGUAGACGAACGCCCAUUGCAACUCCAAUAUCAGAACGAGUUCCUUUACGCAGCACUCAAAAACCCUGACUCUUCACUCCAAGUCCUCUGUACAACACCGGAUCUAAUUAGUGUUCUCGAUCAAGAUGGCAUAGCAGUCGGGACUCACGAACUCCGCUAUGGUCUACGCGUCAGCGUCAUAUCCAUGCCAGCAGACCCUUUAUGGAAGACAGCUGAAGGCAUGGCAGCAGGCGGACCGAAAGCUUUUGGACUCGAUAUAGAUUAUAACGAUUACGGUGUAGAUUGGCAGCAACCGAUGUCUGUCAUUGAAACCUUUGGGGUGUAA
Molecule: messenger RNA, 2991 nt
Organism: Exophiala aquamarina CBS 119918
Lineage: Eukaryota; Fungi; Ascomycota; Eurotiomycetes; Chaetothyriales; Herpotrichiellaceae
Exons: 12
Coding region: 1-2991 (996 amino acids)
Biological process (GO): glutathione metabolic process
Cellular component (GO): cytosol
Molecular function (GO): 5-oxoprolinase (ATP-hydrolyzing) activity
Source: RefSeq, a predicted model, not a curated record